This is a messenger RNA of Apodemus sylvaticus (European woodmouse), 2887 nucleotides long. It is a transcript of the gene Mvp, whose product is annotated as major vault protein. NCBI's taxonomy places the organism in Eukaryota, Metazoa, Chordata, Mammalia, Rodentia, Muridae. The record is from RefSeq and is a predicted model, not a curated record. Gene Ontology annotation, cellular component: cytoplasm; nucleus.
GGAAGUCAUCCCGUGGGUUGGUGAGGGAAAUUCCUGACCUGUGGCCUGCAGCAGCCAGCUACUCUGCUAAAUUACUUGGGCAACUGAGGCAGAAAGGUCUCCAGAGGCUUGAGGCCAGCCUGAGAUACAGUUCCACCACAGCCCAGGCCACCAGGUUUGGCCGGAGCUUAGGAUUCACCAUGGCGAAUGAAGAGGCGAUCAUCCGCAUUCCCCCAUACCACUACAUCCAUGUGCUGGACCAGAACAGUAAUGUGUCCCGUGUAGAGGUUGGACCAAAGACCUACAUCCGGCAGGACAAUGAGAGGGUGCUAUUUGCCCCCGUUCGCAUGGUGACCGUUCCCCCACGCCACUACUGCAUAGUGACCAACCCUGUGUCCCGGGACGCCCAGAGUUCUGUGUUAUUUGACGUCACAGGACAAGUCCGGCUCCGUCACGCUGACCAGGAGAUCCGACUAGCCCAGGACCCCUUCCCCCUGUACCCAGGGGAGGUGCUGGAAAAGGACAUCACCCCGCUGCAGGUGGUUCUUCCCAACACGGCCCUGCAUCUUAAGGCAUUGCUGGACUUCGAGGACAAGAAUGGAGACAAGGUCAUGGCGGGAGAUGAGUGGCUAUUUGAGGGACCUGGCACCUACAUCCCACAAAAGGAGGUGGAAGUCGUGGAGAUCAUUCAGGCCACGGUCAUCAAACAGAACCAAGCACUGCGGCUAAGGGCCCGCAAGGAAUGCUUUGACCGAGAUGGCAAAGAGCGGGUGACAGGUGAGGAGUGGCUGGUUCGAUCCGUGGGCGCCUAUCUCCCAGCUGUCUUUGAAGAGGUACUGGAUCUGGUGGACGCUGUGAUCCUUACAGAAAAGACAGCUCUGCACCUCCGGGCUCGGCAGAACUUCAAGGACCUUCGAGGAGUGGCUCACCGCACUGGGGAGGAAUGGUUAGUGACGGUGCAGGACACAGAAGCCCAUGUCCCAGAUGUCUAUGAGGAGGUGCUGGGGGUAGUACCCAUCACCACCCUGGGACCUCGACACUACUGUGUCAUCCUUGACCCAAUGGGACCAGAUGGCAAGAACCAGCUGGGACAAAAGCGUGUUGUCAAGGGAGAGAAGUCCUUUUUCCUCCAGCCAGGAGAGAGGCUGGAACGAGGCAUCCAGGAUGUGUACGUACUGUCAGAGCAGCAGGGGCUGCUACUGAAGGCGCUGCAGCCCCUGGAGGAGGGGGAGAGCGAGGAGAAGGUCUCCCACCAGGCUGGAGACCGCUGGCUCAUUCGUGGGCCCCUGGAGUAUGUGCCAUCUGCAAAAGUGGAGGUGGUGGAGGAGCGUCAGGCUAUCCCUCUGGACCAAAAUGAGGGCAUCUAUGUGCAGGAUGUCAAGACGGGGAAGGUACGGGCUGUGAUUGGAAGCACCUACAUGCUGACUCAGGAUGAAGUUCUGUGGGAAAAGGAGCUGCCUUCUGGGGUGGAGGAGCUGCUGAACUUGGGGCACGACCCUCUGGCGGACCGGGGUCAGACGGGCAAAGCCAAGGCCCUUCUGCCCUCAGCACCAAGGAACAAGACCCGAGUGGUCAGCUACCGCGUCCCACACAAUGCAGCGGUGCAGGUGUACGACUACAGAGCCAAGAGAGCCCGUGUGGUCUUUGGGCCCGAGCUAGUGUCACUGGAUCCUGAGGAGCAGUUCACAGUGUUGUCCCUUUCUGCUGGGCGUCCCAAACGACCUCAUGCCCGCCGUGCACUCUGCCUGCUGCUGGGACCCGAUUUCUUUACUGAUGUCAUCACCAUCGAAACUGCAGAUCAUGCCAGGCUGCAGCUGCAGCUUGCCUACAAUUGGCACUUUGAAGUGAAGAACCGGAAUGACCCUGAAGAGACAGCCAAGCUGUUCUCCGUGCCUGACUUCGUGGGUGACGCCUGCAAGGCCAUUGCAUCCCGAGUCCGGGGGGCUGUAGCCUCCGUCACCUUUGAUGACUUCCAUAAGAACUCAGCGCGGAUCAUUCGCAUGGCUGUUUUUGGCUUUGAGAUGUCUGAAGACACAGGUCUUGAUGGCGCACUCCUGCCCAGGGCUCGAGACCGGGCAGUCUUUCCCCAAAAUGGGCUGGUAGUCAGCAGCGUGGAUGUGCAGUCAGUGGAGCCUGUGGACCAGAGGACCCGGGAUGCCCUUCAGCGCAGUGUCCAGCUAGCCAUUGAAAUUACAACCAACUCCCAGGAAGCAGCAGCCAAGCACGAGGCUCAGAGACUAGAGCAGGAAGCCCGUGGUCGGCUUGAGAGGCAGAAGAUCUUGGACCAGUCAGAAGCUGAAAAAGCCCGCAAGGAACUCUUGGAGCUUGAGGCUAUGAGCAUGGCUGUGGAGAGCACUGGGAAUGCCAAAGCAGAGGCUGAGUCCCGUGCAGAGGCGGCACGGAUUGAGGGAGAAGGCUCUGUGCUGCAGGCGAAGCUAAAGGCGCAGGCGUUAGCCAUUGAGACGGAGGCAGAGCUGGAGCGAGUAAAGAAAGUCCGAGAGAUGGAGCUGAUCUACGCCCGGGCCCAGCUGGAGCUGGAGGUGAGCAAGGCACAGCAGCUGGCCGAUGUGGAGGCAAAGAAGUUCAAGGAGAUGACAGAGGCUCUGGGCCCCAGCACCAUCAGGGACCUGGCUGUGGCCGGGCCAGAGAUGCAGGUGAAGCUUCUUCAGUCGCUGGGCCUGAAAUCCACUCUCAUCACAGAUGGCUCUUCUCCCAUCAAUCUCUUCAACACAGCCUUCGGUUGCUGGGGCUGGGCUCUGACGGCCAGCCACCAGUACAAAAGUGACCAGCCGGCCCAGCCCCGGGGAAGCCUUGCUUUCCCAGGCCCUCUGAGGCAGCCACACUGUGCCUUAGGUGAACACUGACUGCACCGACAAUGGAUGAAAUAAAUGACAACCGUAGACAUUUA